CGGGAGGGGACGCGACGGAAACGCGGAGUUGACAGAGAAGAACCCUGAGGUCGGAAUCUCAGGUCUCAGAUUACAGAACGAACAGUCACAAUCAUCUCGUGGUCGAGAAACCAGAAGUUCAGUGUCAACCAGUAAUUGACUGGCACAAGGACCUACAACAUGACAGAACCCGAGCUCAGCUUUUCUGACUCUCAAUUCAUUGUUUCAGAGAGGGAAGCCUUGGAAGAGAAGUGUGCAUGCUGAGAUGGGCAAAAGACAUGUAAAGUCCAGUCUUGUCUUCAGUAAGGCCAGAAUUGAGGCCACCGCCCAGAAUUUCUGUUCCAUAUUACAGUACAGCCCCGUCAAGCAUCCUGAGUGUGGAGUCUGCAUGGCCCAGGGCCAUGGCUGCUUAAGGCCACAUGGCUGUGGAAAGAGAAUGGGUGAGCUCACAGGAGAGAGAACAGAUUCCUUAUAUUAAAUGGCAGGAGGGGUGGGUAAACUUAGGGAUAGUGAAGACAACAACACAUUGAUCAAGAACUUUCUUCAUAUCUCAGAACCCAUCCUCAGUAAGAAUGUCUGAGAGGGUUGACUGGUUACAAAGCCAAAAUGGGGUGUGCAAAGUUGAUGUCUAUUCACCUGGGGAUAGCCAACCCCAGGACUGGAAAAUGGAAGCCUCAACUGAUCCUGUCAGAGUGCUCAGCUGGCUCCGCAAAGACCUGGAAAAAACUACAGCAGGGUUCCAAAGUGUUAGGUUCAAGCCUGGAGAAUCAUCACCUGAUGGGGAAAUGACCAACUCAGAAGACCCACAGAAGGGUUUCUCUGUGGACUACUACAAUAACACCAACAAGGACAAUGCAGGGAGAUUUCAUUUUGAGAUGACUCACAAAGAAAACCCUCUCCCAGGUUCCGGUGCCCAAGAUGAUAAUGGGAGUACAGUGGAUGAAGUUUCCUUCUAUGCUAACCGCCUCACAAAUUUAGUCAUAGCCAUGGCCCGCAAGGAGAUCAAUGAAAAGAUCGAUGGCUCUGAGAACAAAUGUGUCCAUCAGUCAGUGUACAUGGGGGAUGAACCCCCCCCUAGCAAAAGCCUGAGUAAGGUGGCAUCAGAGCUGGUGAAUGAGACUGUCUCUGAAUAUUCCAAGAAUACUACCUCAGAUAAGGUUCCUGGCUCUGGUGACAGAGUCUUUGAAUCAUUGCAGAGUCCCUCAAAUUUGAGAUAUAAGACCUCCCUGAAGAUCAAUGAAUGCAAGGGUCCAGAUGGCAAGCCUAGUUCUAAGAAGUCUUUCUUCUAUAAAGAAGUGUUUGAAUCUCAUAAUGCAGGUGAUUCCAAAGAGGGUGCAAGGUCCUUACCUGGGGAGAGAAAGAUGUUCAAAGGGCAAGAAAGGCCUGAUGAUUUUACAACUUCUGUUAGUCAAAAGAUCAUGACCUAUGCUAACAGUGUGGUGUCUGAUAUGAUGGUCUCCAUAAUGAAGACUCUGAAAAUCCAAGUGAAGGACACAACCAUUGCCACCAUCCUGCUGAAGAAGGUACUACUUGGGCAUGCAAAAGAGGUAGUCUCAGAUCUCAUUGACUCCCUCAUGAAGAACCUCCACAAUGUCACAGGGACCCUCAUGACUGAUACAGACUUUGUCUCGGCUGUGAAAAGAAGUCUCUUCUUUCAUGGAAGCCAAAAGGCCUCAGAUAUUAUGGAUGCUAUGCUGUGGAAGCUAUACAGUGUGAUGUUUGCCAAGAAACCUCCUGAGAAUAUCAGGAAAACCAAGGACAAGUCUGAGAGUUAUUCCGUGGUCUCCAUGAAAGGAAUGGGUGGUCCUAAAAACCAAAAGGUAAAUUUUGCAACAAUGAAAUCUGAAGGUAAAUUGAAGGAAAGAAUGUACUCUCCUCCAUGCAAACCAGAGAAGACUUGUGUUGAAACUUUGGGUGAACACAUUAUCAAAGAGGGCCUGAGUUUAUGGCAUAAAAGUCAGAAUAAAGAAGGAAAAUCUCCAGAUUCUCAGUGUGCAACAACUCCCAGCAACCAGUAUGACCCUCCCCCAGACUUUCCGCUGGAAUAUCCUCUGGAUACUUGCAAUUUCAUCCCCCCUGUGCAUCACCUAGAGAACCCUGAGAAUUUUAUGUGUGAUUCAGACUCCUGGGCCAAGGACCUGCUUGUAUCUGCAUUACUUCUGAUUCAAUACCACCUGGCCCAGGGAGGAAGCAUGGAUGCACAGAGCUUCCUUGAAGCUGCUGGUAGAACCAACUUUCCUACCAACAAGGCCCCUGUAGUUUCUGCUGAGACCAACCUUAAGUCUUCACAUAUGGAAGGUAACCAAGAGGAAACAGAGAAGAAGGAUCUAAUGAGUGUUUUCUUCAACUUUAUCAGGAAUUUACUUGGUGAGACCAUUUUCAAGAAUGACUCUGAACCCAAGGUGCCAGAACAACCAAUAAAGGAAGACCUAUGUGAAAGACCUGUACCCCCUUGUCCCAUCAAAGUGAGUGAAGGUGAUGAGUCUGGUGGUACUCUUGCUGGGCUGGCCAAGAUGGUCACGAGCCACAUGAAUGGGCAGAUGAUAGAACAUCUGAUGGACUCAGUGAUGAAGUUGUGUGUCAUUAUUGCUAAGUCCUGUGACUCUCCCUUGGCAGAGCUGGGAGAUGAUAAAUCUGGGGAUGCCAGCAGGCCAGCUUCAACCUUCCCAGAUAGUUUCUAUGAGUGCUUACCAGUCAAGGGCACAGGGACAGCAGAGGCUGUCUUGCAGAAUGCCUAUCAAGCUAUCCAUAAUGAAUUGAGAGGUGUAUCGGGACAGCUCCCUGAAGGGUGUGCAUCCACCAAAGUGGUUGUCAGCAAUCAGAACCUAAUUGAUACAGUUCAGAACAAGCAACUCCAAGCCGUACUUCAAUGGGUAGCUGCCUCUGAGCUCAAUGUCCCUAUUUUGUACUUUGCUGGUGAUGAUGAAGGAAUCCAAGAGAAGCUACUUCAACUUUCAGCUGCCGCUGUGGACAAAGGACGCAGCGUAGGGGAGGUUCUGCAGUCAGUGCUGCGCUACGAGAAGGAGCGACAGCUGGAUGAGGCGGUGGGAAACGUUACACGGCUGCAGCUGCUGGACUGGCUGAUGGCGAACUUGUGAUGGGAACCCACCCACUGCUUUCCCCUUUUCCAGAAGUGGGCCCAGCCUUGCCCCCUCCCUUCAUUUUCAUUUCCACAGCUCCCCUCUCUAUAUCCUCACAGAGCCCUAACAUUAUCUUCAUCCCACUCACAUCAAAGACAUGUCAUCUUAUGCUAGUCACUGGAUUUUGCAGAUU
Molecule: messenger RNA, 3252 nt
Organism: Myotis lucifugus (little brown bat)
Lineage: Eukaryota; Metazoa; Chordata; Mammalia; Chiroptera; Vespertilionidae
Gene: AKAP3
Product: A-kinase anchoring protein 3
Exons: 7
Coding region: 552-3077 (841 amino acids)
Biological process (GO): intracellular protein localization
Cellular component (GO): cytoplasm; sperm principal piece
Molecular function (GO): protein kinase A binding
Source: RefSeq, a predicted model, not a curated record